AUGGCUGGCAAAAUAGCAUUAGUUACAGGAGGUGGUACAGGAAUUGGUAAAAUGAUUUCAAAAGCAUUCGUGAAGAAUGGUGCUAUAGUUUAUAUUGCUUCAAGGACCAAAAAGACCCUCGAUGAAGCAGAUGCUAGCGAAAAGUUAGUCACUGAUUUUAAAAAUUUAGGGAAUGAUAAACUUGAUAUUCUGGUGAAUAAUUCUGACCUAAUUUAUUUGGAAUCUUUGACUAAUUUUCCCGAAGAUAUGUGGGAUAAGCUCUUUAAUUUAAAUGUUAAAAGUGUUUUUUAUUUAACGAUUGCUUGUUUACCACUACUCGAGAAGGCUAGUAAAAAACCUGUUGAUCCAUCAAAAGUUAUAAUAACUGGAAGCAUUGUUGAAAUCAAAUUAAUGCAAGCUCGUAGAAUAAGUUCUCUGCCUUAUAACUCAUCCAAAUUUGCCGCACAUGGCGUUGCAAAGAACUUAGCUGUUCAUCUUACUCCGCGAGGGGUAAAUGUCAACGUGAUUGCUCCUGGAACUGUUCCGACUAAACCUCAACCAGAUAAAUAUUUUGAAAUAAGCAAUAAUGACAUUCCUCAGGAUAUGGCUGGAGCAGCAUUAUACUUAGCUUCGGGUGCUGGUAGUUGGGUAACUGGUACUGAAAUUGCAGUCGAUGGUGGACAUCCUUUAAAAUUUAAAUUGACAGAUGUAGAAAAACUCGU
This is a messenger RNA of Scutellospora calospora, 701 nucleotides long. The record is from the annotation of a GenBank genome assembly. NCBI's taxonomy places the organism in Eukaryota, Fungi, Glomeromycota, Glomeromycetes, Diversisporales, Gigasporaceae.